Molecule: messenger RNA, 2119 nt
Organism: Aedes aegypti (yellow fever mosquito)
Lineage: Eukaryota; Metazoa; Arthropoda; Insecta; Diptera; Culicidae
Gene: Cog8
Product: conserved oligomeric Golgi complex subunit 8
Exons: 4
Coding region: 92-1900 (602 amino acids)
Biological process (GO): intra-Golgi vesicle-mediated transport
Cellular component (GO): COG complex
Source: RefSeq, a predicted model, not a curated record
UGACAGUUCUUUUACACAUCAUGAAGUGAAACGUAAACAGUGCGAAUAUUUGCUGCAAUUCGUCGGUACGAUUUUACUCCUUUCGAAAACCAUGGAUUAUGAGAAUGAAAAAGUGUUGAAACUGGUGUUUCCUGAUAAAUAUGAAGAUAUCCUCAACAGCGAAAAUGCCCCAGAAGUUAUGGACUAUAUGUUCAAGCUUGGUUCCUACAAAGUGGACCAGCUGAAGAAGGAAAAGAGCCGCUUGCAAGACGAAAACAAACAGAAUGUGGAGCAGACUCAAGAGUUGGCCGUCAACAAUUACAAAACCUUCAUCCAAACGGCAGAAUGUUCCCGGGAAAUCUACCGGAAGUUUGUCCAGACGGAGGAGCGUGUGGAUAGUCUGAGCAAAAAGUUGCCUAACUUUGCGGAAACUUGUCAGAAGUUUUUGGACUCGUCCAGCAAUAUUAAUAGUGCUCGAAGGUUGAACUCAUUGACCUUGACGCGUAAUGCCGAGCUGUUGGAAAUUCUGGAACUUCCCCAGUUGAUGGAAACUUGCAUACGGGAGGGCAAAUACGAGGAAGCAUUGGAAUUGGCUGCCUAUGUGCAGCGAGUUGGUAGUAAACAUGGAAACAUUCCCAUUAUUGCGAACAUUCGAUCAGCGGUGGAAGCAGCGUGGCAUACCAUGUUGGUUCAGCUUCUGUCUCAGCUGCGAACUGAUCUACAGCUUCCGAAGUGUCUGCAGGUGGUCGGCUAUCUGCGGAGAAUGCAGGCGUUUUCAACGGCCGAGUUGAAACUGAAAUUCCUUCAAAUUAGAACCGGAUGGUUCAAAGAACUGUUGGCAAAGAUCCCACAAGAUGAUGCUCACGUUCAUCUGACGAAAACCAUCGAGGCUACCAGAGUACACCUGUUCAACAUUAUCACCCAAUACCGUGCUAUCUUUCCGGAGGAUGAAGACGCCGUUUCCGGUUUGUCCACCAUAACGGUGGAACACAGCGCAGCUGAUGGUAGUAAAAUAUUCCACAGCUGGCUACACGACCAAAUCGUUGACUUCAUCAACGUGUUGGAGAAGGAUCUUGCUUCGAACGACAUCAACUCUUACGAUACCAUUCUUGGCCAGUGCAUGUACUUCGGAUUGUCUUUCAGUAGGGUUGGGGUAGAUUUUCGAUCGCUCAUUGCUCCUGUAUUCAUCAAAGUUAUCUCGCAGAAUUUUCAAACUACUGUCGUGAGGAUCACACGACAAUUUGAGCAAGAAAUCGAACGUUAUACCUUAAUCAAUAAGGUCCCAAAUGCGAUCAAACGAUCAAAAUCGGUUGAUAAGUCUGACACCGGGAAUCACCCGCCCGAAACCUUGCUAGAUUUCACUCCACUAGCAUUGUACUGCAAUGAAAUUUUGACCGUGUUCAACGAGCUUCGUCUAUGUGCACCAAUUGCGUUGGCGCCCACGGUCACCGAAAUCCUCGAGGCUUCCCUCGAGAUCGUUUGCAAGAACAUCCUCUCUUUCUACCGCCAGGAGCAGCAAGCAUUCACCGCAUCCGAGCGGGAAUGCUUCAUACGUUUCUGCUCGUGCUUUGCGUACGACCUCAUUCCAUACCUGCAGCGGUGCGUCCAUUUCAUCUUUCCCCCGGCGACCAUCGCCAACCACUUGGGAAUCAACGUGCUGACGUUGCAAAAGCACGGUAUCACCUAUUUCCGACAGAGGAAAAUCCUGGAACCGAUAGAGUACCUGCUGCCGGACAAGAUGGAAGCCGUUAUCAAACAAGUGGGCGAAAUAAGCGUUGGAUCGCAGCGAAUUGCAUCUACCGCGCAGUCUGUGCCAUCAGGCGAUGAAGGUCAAACGAUGAACCCAUCGGGCGAGGAUGAUAAGGUUGGCGAAAUGUCGUCAGCAGGCGCCAGUUCCAGUGAAGGUAUUCUGGAGGAGUGAUUAUUUUUGAUACGAAAUCGGACGUGGUAAUCUUAUCUUAUAUCGAGAUGGUGUCGUGAUUUCUGAUAAGCCAGCACAGCUGGAUUUAAAAACAGAUGAUGAAAAAACAGUGCCCGAUAAUAUGAUUUGGGAUAGAUGCUAAUAACGGAAAGUUGUAACCCGUGUAUAAUUUUCACAUAUUCGAGUUUAAUAAAGAAACGAUUAUUACUCUAAGCUUAA